AUGGCAAAUCGUUCUGAUCCGCAUCCAACUGCCCUAACCCAACACCGGCCCAAUAAUCAUAUCGAGAAUUAUCACAAUAGCGAUGGCAACAAUAAGGGCGAGGACACUAAUUUCAAAUUUUGGAAUUUUUUUGAUCCCAUUUCGGAUUACAGUCUUGCAUUUUCCAACAGCGUUCGCAUCUUGUUCUCUAACUCGGUCGCCAUGUUUAGUACAUAUUUGUCAUAUCCAAUUGUCGAAAGCAAUCGAUGGCUUUUCUGGUUUCUAUUUCCAGAGGCUGAGGAUAAUUUUGCCUCGCUUUAUGAUAUGGAAUCCAGUCCUGUCACAAUGAAGCAAAAUUCUUCCAACUUUGCCUUAUCGGAGCCCUCUUCCUCUACGUGUAACCUAUUAACCGGUUGUCCAGACUUUGACAAACUGCCAUUUCCAGCAUCAGAGGGCAUCGACGGAUUCCACAAUCCGACACUUGGUAACUUGACCCAAGGUGGGGAGGAGGGUGCUUGGUGGAUGCCUUUGUUUUCUGUUCUUUUCAUCUCCCUUUUUCCUUGUUUGUUGAUAUUUUUUUUUGUUUCGGUGAAGCGGCUUUUCAAUCAAAAAUCGUCUUCUGCCGGCACAUUGGAGACAUUUCCAAGACUUUUGACACUGUCCAUGCUAGCUUUUGCUGCAGGGGGGCUCCUAGGUGAUUGCGUCCUCCAUCUUUUCCCUGUAAUUUUUUCUGUACAUACGCCACAUCACGACCAUGGUUGCCAUGUGCAUGGAUCGCUUAACAUGACUUCGAUUUCUUUUAUUUUCGGAAUUUUUUUUUUCUGGACCUUUGAAUUGGCGGCUACAUCAGCACCAAAUCCACACAAACAUAAACUAUCCACUUCAAAGGAUGAACCAGAAAAGCAAAAGAAGCGGUCCAGCCGAUCCAAAAGUACUGUUAGACGAAGAACCAUUGCUGAAGAGCCAACCCCAGAGACCGAUUCCUCAUCAACUACAGUGGCGGCAUCUACAUCUGAAUCCGCAGAAGAAAAUUACUCGAAUCAGCCUGCUGCUACGGUGCAUUCGAACCAUGGCUUUGCUGUGGUUCAUGUCUGUGCAGAUCUUAUUCAUAAUUUUACGGAUGGUCUUGCCUUGGCUGCUGCAUGGUCAACAGAGGCUGGCGGGGGCCGGGCAUUAGGUCUUUCGACUACACUUGCCAUUCUACUUCAUGAAAUACCUCAUGAAUUGGGCGAUAUUGCUGCGUUGAUCCAUUUGGCGGGGUGGUCUUUUCCCUCUGCUUUGAGAAUGCAGCUGAUAACCUCGGCUAUUGGCUCUUUCGGAGGCUUGCUUUUUGGACUGCUGCUUUCCAAAUUGAGUUCCACUUUUAAUUUGACUUCAACCAUCCUCCCGGCGAUUCUGCCAUUUUCGGCCGGUGGGUUCAUAUACCUGUCACUUGCAAUCAUAUUUCCUCAAUUAAAAGCAGAGUGUGCAUUGUUUACCAGAAAACGAGAUGUAUUAUUGAUUGCCUUUUUCGCACUCUCCGGGGUUUUUCUACUGGCUCUCGUGUAA
This is a messenger RNA of Mitosporidium daphniae, 1527 nucleotides long. RefSeq lists its product as uncharacterized. Gene Ontology annotation, cellular component: membrane. The coding region runs from base 1 to 1527 and encodes 508 amino acids. Gene Ontology annotation, molecular function: zinc ion transmembrane transporter activity. Gene Ontology annotation, biological process: zinc ion transmembrane transport; intracellular zinc ion homeostasis. The record is from RefSeq and is a predicted model, not a curated record. NCBI's taxonomy places the organism in Eukaryota, Fungi, Microsporidia. The transcript is spliced from 2 exons.